AUGCAUGCACCACACACACACACACACACACACACAUACAAAUACACACACACAUUCAUAUACAGCCCCUUCCCCAGCCAGCCUUGCAACCAGUACGCCCAGCAGCAUUUACAGUUCACGAGGCAGCAACGAUGGAAUGAGAGGGAGCGCGAACGCGAGCAGGAGAAGGAGCAGGAGCAGCUGCAACAGAUACUACACAAGGACCCCAGCAAGCAGAGUGCGGUGGCCAGUGCGGUGGUGAAGCAGAAGCUGCAGCAGAAAAUACUCCAGAAGCUGGAGAGGACAAGCUCCGCCCCCCUCAGCACACCUCCCCGCGGAUACAGGGAGCUGGCUCCAGACCCGGAGAUGCCCCCCAAGUGUCACCUGGUGAGCCCCCCGAUGCCACAGCAGCCAGAGUACCCCAAGGAGAGGGCCCUGCGGAGGACAGCCUCUGAGCCCAUCUUGAAAGUAAAAGCAAGCAAAGUGAGGAAGGGCAGCCUGAGAGCCAACCCCCUAAGAAGCAAACACAGACACACAGACGGCCCGAUGGACUCGUCUCCCAGUAGCAGUAGCACCCCCGUGUCUGACUGCAGCUCGUCCAAUGACAGCCUGCCAGACAGAGUGCUGCCCCUGCCCACUCAGCUGCCCCCAGAGGAGAUCAGUGGUCUUCUGUCGUCUCGUCUGCAGCCUGUGCUGAUCCUGGAGCCCUCAGGCCUGGUGCACACACAGUUCAUCACAGUGCCCACUCUGGCGUCGGUGCCCCUGCAGUACCCCCCCACCAUGGACCGCCUGGUGCCCCCCAGCACCCACAAGGCUCUGGGCCGCACCCGCUCGGAGCCGCUGUCCCAAGCCCAGGGCCACAGCGCCGGGCUCCCCCACGCCCUCCUCCUGCAGCAGGGCAAGCCCCUGGAGAGGCUGCCCCAGCACUCCCCCCUCAGCCAGUUGGCCUGUAAGCCUCGGCUCAAGCAGAUCCUGUCUGAGGAUCUGGACCCAGAGGAAGACGAGGAGAGCGAGGAGAGAGAGAGGGAGCGGGAGAGAGAGAGGGAGCGAGAGCGGGAGAGGGAGAGAGAGAGGGAUCGCGAGCGGGAGACGAGCAGGGAGGCCGGCGGGGGGCUGGUGUUCAGGCGCGUGGAACCCCAGCCCAGCAUCACCAUGAAGGAGAGCCAGAGGGAGCACAUCGGCCUGCAGAACUCCAUCAUGAGACAGAGGCUGGUGUCUCUGGCCACCAUGCCCGUGAUGCCCAGCGGUGGCACCCAUCGCCCCCUGGGCCGCACCCAGUCCUCGCCCGCCUCCACCUCCUACUCCGUGCCUGACACCACUGUGCCCUCGCCCGUCACGCCCGAAGCUGCCAGCAAGCUGCGCUUCACCACGGGGCUCGUUUAUGACUCGCAGAUGCUGAAGCACCAGUGUACCUGCGGUGAUAACAGCUCUCACCCCGAGCAUGCUGGGAGGAUCCAGAGUAUUUGGUCUAGGCUGCAGGAGAGAGGCCUCCGCAACCAGUGUGAGACUAUCCGUGGGCGUAAGGCUACUCUGGAGGAGCUUCAGUCUGUGCACUCGGAGAAGCACGUGCUGGUCUAUGGCACCAACCCCCUCAACCGACUCAAGCUGGACCGCUGCAAAAUCACAGGAAUAUUAUCACGGAGGAGGUUUGUGAUGCUGCCCUGUGGAGGCUUUGGGGUGGACUCUGACACGGUGUGGAAUGAGAUGCACACGUCGACAGCGUCGCGGAUGGCUGUGGGCAGCGUGACUGACCUGGCCCUCAAGGUGGCCCAGGGAGAACUCAGGAAUGGCUUUGCCGUGGUGAGACCUCCUGGACAUCAUGCCACUCACUCGGAGCCCAUGGGUUUUUGUUUCUUCAACUCUGUGGCAAUUGCAGCAAAGCAGCUCCAGCAGAGAGUGCAACACGUCAACAAAAUCCUGAUUGUUGACUGGGAUGUGCACCAUGGCAACGGCACACAGGAGAUCUUCUACAGUGACCCCAACGUCCUCUACAUCUCCCUACAUCGCUAUGACGACCGGACCUUCUUCCCUGGCAGCGGUGCCCCUGAGGAGGUGGGCAUGGGCGCAGGUGAGGGCUUCAAUGUGAACGUGGCCUGGACCGGAGGACUCAACCCACCCAUGGGGGACGCAGAGUACCUGGCAGCCUUCAGGACGGUGGUGAUGCCUAUUGCCCAGGAGUUCUGUCCAGACGUGGUGCUGGUGUCGUCGGGCUUUGAUGCUGUGGAGGGCCACACAGCCGCCCUGGGGGGCUACCGUGUCUCCGCAAAAUGUUUUGGCUUCCUGACCCGGAAGUUGAUGGAGCUGGCUGGGGGUCGCGUGGUGCUGGCUCUGGAGGGCGGUCACGACCUCACCGCCAUCUGCGACGCAUCUGAAGCCUGCGUCAGCACCCUGCUCAGCAACGAGGUGGAGUCUCUGUCUCAGGAAGUGCUUCAGCAGAGGCCCUGUGCUAAUGGCGUUCGCUCCCUUCAGCGCAUCAUACAGGUUCAGAGGCAGUACUGGCGCUCGGUGAAUACUCUGGCCCACACGGUGGACAUGUCCUACAUGCAGGCCCAGCGCCGCGACUCAGCCAGCGACGCCGUCUCCGCCAUCGCCUCUCUCUCCGUGGGAGUGCACAGCAAGAGCAGCUCUGCUCACCAUGAGUACAUGGGACAUGACCCUGACCACUCCAUGUAAGAGGCAGCUGGCUAUGACAUCCUCCACCACCCCAACCAACCCAACCAACCCAACCCAACCCAGCCCUACCCAUCACCCCCCCAGGACAAGCCCCUCAUCUACUGAUGCCUUUUAACUCUUCUUAUCUGGGGGUCCUUAUGGAGGGAGGAGAACUGUGGUGGUGAUGAACUGAAUGUUGUGUCUUUCAGUGUCUUUCCUUUUUUUUGCUAUCCGACUUAUAAGCUUUAAAAUACCAGCAACGACAAAGAGGAGUGAACCAGCGACGUGGGAUUCUUUUUUGAAAUGAAAAAAAAAUCGACAAACGAUGUCAAUGAAAUGUCAUGUGGACAUUGAACUUUUUUAGUGUCGAAUGAAUAAUAGUGAAUCUUCAGAGAAUCUUCUUUUGUGACUGCUCCUGUGGCAGCGCCUGUUCACUCCUUCAGCAUUCAGUCUUUUUUGAUACUGAUAGUUUUCAAACUGUCGAGUGCAGUAGGUCGAUAUACGUAUCCUUUAGGCUGUACUCCGUAGCUACUUGAUUAUACGUCACAGCAUACUAUCGGGAUUGCAGAUCGAUGCCAUUUGGCAUAAAAGACGUUCCACUGUUACAGGUUCAUCACACCUGUCUCGGUAUGCAAGAUCAAGUUUGGAUGUGAUCACUUGAAAGAAAUGGAUGGGUUGGUUACAAGCACGUUGGGCUCAUAACGCUUGUAAUUUGGACCACUGUGGAGGUUGGAAGAAGUAUUAUGGCGGUAUGAGCCGUUUCGAGGUAUACCAAAGAAGGAGGCGCCAGUAUGCUGGAUUCACUAAGCCACACCACAAGCAGUGCCUUUCUCACUUUGAAGUGAAGAAAAAAGGUGUUUUUCUUUUUUUAAAGUGAAACCAGUUAAUUGUGAGCACUGUGCUGAAGUUCUGUUAUACUGUCCUGGGGUUGUUUUGUGGCACCAACUCUGAUGUAAGACAUGAAGCAUUUUUUUUUAUUAGGUGGAGCUUAUGAAGGAAUUUUUCCAGAAAGCGUUCAGGAAGUAAACAAAAAUAGAUGUUCCUGUUCGUACUGAGUUGUUAGUUUAAACUAUGCCUUUGAGUCAUUCCUUUUUCUUCUUCAAAAACCAAAACAUGCGGCUGUCUUAAGAAAUGAUUCCUUAAAAAACAGGAGACCUCUAACUUCUUUUUCCAAUUCAGUGUAACUCCACUGCCAGUGAUUUUGAAUUUUUUGAGUUCAGUUAAGUGCAGCAUGAAACAGACGAGCAGAAAAAAAGAUGUAAAAUCAAAACGAGACCGUCUUCUUGAGAUGCCGUGCCUUAUAGUGACAUGCUGGACUACAGAGAAUUCUGUCCACUGAUGAAAAUGCACUCCCGUUGUCUUAACAAAGCAUUGAACUGUAGCUGAAGAAAAAAAAAUCCUGCCAUAUUUUGUCUUUGUACAAUUUGUUCCUCAUUUAAACAAAUCUUUUUUUUAAAUGUUUUUAUGUCACCCAUGAAGACCAGUGUUUUAACCUGUGGAGAUACAGUAUAUGCCCACUAUGUUACAGUUCAUACUUAUUUUAGGCUGCAUUCCUUCACUCUAUAUAUAAAUAUAUAUAUUUUCUAUUAGACCGGUGAGCUAAGUGAGCCUCACAGCCUCUGAGUGUGUUACUGAAGGUUGUUUUAAAGUAUAUAUUUAUAUAGAGUUUCACUUUGUGGACCAAUGAGUGAUUUUUUUUUAUACUGUUGGGUUUCUGUCUGCAUGUACAUGUAGUUUGGUGUGUGCUUAGCCUACAGUUAGCGUUGGGUUCGGUGCUAGUACAGCUCCCGUUGCUGAAGCAUAUAUAGACCUAGCGGCCUUAAUGACAUAGUCCUCCGACACAAGACGACUCCCGGGACACUCUAGCUGUUUCGCUAGUCCCUUAUUUUGUUGUCAUCACCUCCGUGACGGGUGGCUUGAUGUUCUCCAGUGGCCCUGUGUGACAUUGUGUGGCUAGAUGUUUUGGUGGCCUCGGCCAUGUUUCUGGCCUUUAAACUCCGUCCUUGCCCUCAUGGAGACGAUGACGACACGCACCGUGGCCUGGUUGUUGUUUUUUUGCUCUCAUCCCAUAGUCGCUAAGAAAGUGAUAGAGACACAGAGGAAGAGGGAGAGAUAGAAGAAUAAAGCGAAAAAAGAGAGGAAGAGAGAGAGAGGGAGUGCUUGCUGGGGCCGUGGUAUCAUCUGGAACCGUUAUGAGUGUGUAUCAGAGGGUCUUCUGGAAUCAUAAAAGAGGGAGGGGGGAGGGGGGGGGGGGUAUUCUGAUGGAGCUCCAUUCCCUGACGUUUGAAUUCCAGGAACACAGUGAUGGAAUUAACCCUGAACCUCGUCUCACCUUCCCAAGGCUUUUCAUUUCUUCGCCCCUCCACCCCCCCAUAAUCGAAUCUCUUCGGGCCCACUGAGGCCUGUCUCCAGCCCAGAUCAGAGCACCUGAAUGUAACUUGACAUCUCGCACAUUUUGUUUGCAUUGAUCUCCACGCUCUGAUGUGGCCGAUACUCAAGUUACGCUCCUCACAGAAACGCAUGCAACUCCCCUCCCUUCCCCCGUCCCAAUCCAAACUGAUCCUACCAUUUUUUUCUGUAAUUGCAAAAAGCAGAAUCUUUUUUUAAAAAUGUCUCAUAUGUGAAAUCUCUUUCGUGAGCCUAUUCAGUAUGACUGUCAUGAAAAGGUGCGAUCGUGUGCACUGGAAGCUCUCUUGCAUCCCAUGUGUCUUGUAGCCGUCACAUGACUUUGUGGUGCACUUCAGGAACCCGGGCAAUGAAUGUCUUAUUAGGUUAGUCAGAGACUGAGUAAAUGUUUUAUAUUUGCUUCAUAAAUAGAAUUUAAAAAAUGUAUGUGCCCAGCGCAAUCUUACUAAAAAAAAAGUUUAUUUUUUGCCUAUUCCUUGUUGAUUGAUGAGUGGGCAACGUUUCUCUAGAAGGAGCACUGAGAGACGACUAACUGGAUCAGAUGUCCAUGGAAUCUUGAUUUUAAGAGUAGAAUUCCCUUAUUAGUGACAAAUGAAAUAAAAGAGUAGCACUUUCCUUUAUUGUGGUGAAGAUGCCCUCGUGCAUACUGUAUGUUUUUUGCCCUUGUUUUUAUGUAUAGUAUAUUUUUUGUUUGUUUUGAUUGUUUGUUCAUGAAGUAUAAGUUGGUCAUGUUGACAUGCUGCACAUGUCGUUAAAGAAAAAAACCCUUUCUUUUCGCCCAGAUCAUCUCGCCUGUGUGUGUCUGUGUCUGUCUGUGUGUUUGUGUGUCAUAUCUGAACUGUGUGUCUCGAUCGUAAAGAUUCGAACGCUCUUCUUUUGAUCUAUUCUAUGGUUAGAAUUGUAGAUAGCUUAAGGAGACCAAAAGCAUCACUAUGUGCCUCAAACCAAGCUGACAAACCUGUCUAAAGGUAGCCUUAAUGAAAAAAAAGAAAACUGGAAAAUUAUGCAUUGAAAAAAAUAGCUUUCUGAGACAAGAGAAUGAUAUCUUUUAACUUUUUUUUCAUGUUAUUGGAUGUAUCCAAUGUAUUUGUACAGGUGAGAAUGACUAUACAUUUUAUACUGUUUUCUACUCAUUUCCUUCAUUAAAAAGAAACCCAUGUUUGUCCCUGAA
Molecule: messenger RNA, 6208 nt
Organism: Engraulis encrasicolus (European anchovy)
Lineage: Eukaryota; Metazoa; Chordata; Actinopteri; Clupeiformes; Engraulidae
Product: histone deacetylase 7-like
Exons: 24
Coding region: 1-2652 (883 amino acids)
Biological process (GO): negative regulation of transcription by RNA polymerase II
Cellular component (GO): histone deacetylase complex
Molecular function (GO): transcription factor binding; histone deacetylase activity
Source: RefSeq, a predicted model, not a curated record